Mya arenaria is the source of this 2696-nucleotide messenger RNA. RefSeq names its product rhomboid-related protein 2-like. NCBI's taxonomy places the organism in Eukaryota, Metazoa, Mollusca, Bivalvia, Myida, Myidae. Gene Ontology annotation, cellular component: membrane. The record is from RefSeq and is a predicted model, not a curated record. The transcript is spliced from 8 exons. Gene Ontology annotation, molecular function: calcium ion binding; serine-type endopeptidase activity. Bases 1 to 1104 code for a protein of 367 amino acids.
AUGGUUGAACGUAACCACAGUGUAUUCGAAACUUUGACCACAUCCGCUCACGGCAAUGAAGGCAUACAGCGUGACGAACUGGAAACCACAUUGCUACACGACGAUGCAUACACUCACGUUAUUUCCGCCCGGAAGUGGAAACGUCUACUUGACCGAGCAGACGAAGAUAGAGACCGGUUCAUAACGUUUCCGGAAUUUAAAAAUAUGUAUGAAAAGUUCGGCCUCAGUCAAGCGGAACGGACGGCCAUGAAGCGAUUUCUGGGAGCCGCCCUGGUGAACAUCGUCCCGCGAGCGUGGCGCACGGACUUCCUCCGAAAUUACAACUGUCGCCCGCCGCCAUUCUUUAUGCCAGUCGUUAGUCUACUAGAGGUGGGCGUUUUUAUUUACUACGCUAUCCUGCUUGGGCGGGGCGGAAGGCCGGUCACCGCGUUCGAAGGUCUACCCAACCCUAACGUGCUUAUGUACGUCCCUACACGCCGGUAUGAGGCAUGGAGAUAUAUCACCUACAUGUUGGUUCAUCAAGGCUACAUCCACCUGCUAUUCAACCUGUGUUUUCAACUUUUCCUCGGACUGCCCCUAGAGAUAGUACACAAGUGGUGGCGAGUGGCUCUCGUCUAUGUUGGCGGGGUGGUUGGCGGAUCCCUCGCCCACUCCGUUACUGAUAUUUCUGUAAAUCUCGCUGGUGCUAGUGGUGGCUGCUACGCAAUCAUAGGGGCGCAUAUUGCUUCCGUCAUUUUGAAUUGGAAGGAGAUGAAUUUCAAGUGUUCCGCCAAAGACCCUGUCCGCCUUCUAACAAGCGCCUACGUUCGACUCACUCUGCUUGUUUUGCUAAUUGGAGCAGAUGCAGUCAAUGCGGUGUACCGUAGAUUUUACGAGCCCGACAAUUUCAAAGUGGGUAUCACUGCGCACAUCGGGGGUUUUCUCACAGGUUUGUUGCUUGGAGUGAUCGUCCUGAAGAACGUCAAUAUCCUCUCCUGGGAGAGACGUAUAGGCUGGGCCGCCCUUGCCAUCUGGCUGGCCGCCAUCCUCGUCUGCAUCCUCAUUAAUGGUCUACGCACCGGAUAUCCUGAAACAGACUUCACGUCAAUAUACUCACAGUUCUGAUGUCAUUGUUCCGAAUAUCUUUGUCACAACACGAUUUCGGAUCUAUGUCGACUUUAUAAAGCAAACUGUUCAAUUACGAAUUUUGUUAUCCGCGGUCGAUAAGGCUGAUAAAUGCAGAGAAUAGUGCAGCGCAAUCGGAUCACCAGUACAACGAGCCACGGAGUUAUGCUGGAGCAUUAAGCACCAGUAAAUUGUAACCCCGGCUGGUGCAUUGGUAAAUUUGACCAGUAAAUUAAAAUGGUGGCGGCGCCUACAAAGUGGAUGUCUGCCUGUACGUUAAGUGUUAGACAGGCGACUUCUUUGUCUGAUAAAUAACAAAGUAGAAUAGAAUCAGGUAUAUUUUGUGAUUGAAUUACUACGCGAUCUACUUGAAGCGUAGUUAUAUGUUAACAAAUGACAUUGUUAACCGUCCAUAUACAUACGAGGUUGUUUCGGUGAAAUUGGUCGAGGUACUCCGAUUAAGUGCAACAUAGGGUCGAAUCUCAACAAAAUCUAAACUCGGUUACGUUAAAUAAAAAAAUAAAACAUUUAAAACGAAACUUUAAAGUCGUUAUAUAUCGCAAUGCGUUCAUUGCGCAUGCUCAGCAAAGCCUAAUAUCUAAAGCGUUUUGUAGCGAGCAAGCGUUUUACUACAUUUAUAAAUGCAAACAUUUAACUGUUUUAAAAACAUUUUUUUAUUUAUCUACUGGUGAAGGCGUUGCCACGAAACGUUCAGCUGCUAUAAAAGUUCUUAAAAACAUAUCGUCUUUGCUUGAUGUUUUAAAAUAUAUUAUUCAUGACUACAGUGCAUACACUAAGAGGUCUUGUGAGUUUGAGAUAUAUAAGAGCAUUCCCAAUUGUUUUAAAACUUGUAAAAUGUUUUAUUGUGUUCGUAGUAGGUGCGUGUUCUCCGUCCUGUAUUGUAAUCAAUCUCUUAUAUCUAUGAUGAUUUUCAUUUGAAUGUAUCGAAGCUAUUCUGUUUAGUUUGACAUAAUAAUUCUUACAGCCGUGGCUGACAUCGUCUAUGUUUACGUAUCAAUAUUUGUUAAUACUGUGUGAUGAAUUGUUUGGAAGCAUCCUAGAUUCAAUUAUCCCCUAAUUAGGACUUAGUAUUUCCAAUAGGAGAUAAUGUAUAUUAGUCCUUAUUAGGAAAUGCGAAGUCCUAAUCACGAGUUAUAUUACUCCUAAUUACGAGAUAAUAUCGUUAUUACGAGAUAAUAAGUCCCAACUACAAGAGGAGAUACUAAUGCGUAAUUAUGAGAUAAUAAGGUAUAUUUAAGAUAAAAAAUCGUUUUAUGAGAUACUUAAUUCUAAUUAGGAUAAUUUAUCUUGUUAUAACGAUAUCAUGAGCCCUGAACCAAGAAACUCGUUAUUAGGACCUAUGCUCUCGUAACAAGGACCCUAUAUCUCCUAAUUAUGACUUAGUAUUUCCGAAUUACGAGCUUAUAAAUUAAUUAGGACCCAUUAUAUCCUAAAUAGGACUUCUUAUCUCCUAAUUACGAGAUAGCCUCGCUAAAAAUAGUACAAACUGUUGCAAUAGGACGCUUCCAAAGAGUUGACCUUAAUGUAUCGAUAUUAAUGACCGAUGUUUAUUUUAAUAAAUGAACAACCCA